GUUUGUAUACAUAUUUACAUUCAGUUCACGAAUCGGUUCUAUAAUGUGCGCAAACCAUCAGUAGAACUGAAAAGGAACGAUAAAUACACACGCAUGAAAAUAAAAGUUCAAAGUUCGCGCAGCAUUUAAGAACGAUUUAAAAUAAAAAACAACAGAUGGCAGAGAUUGAAAAGGAUCUUUUAAGGGACAUCAACAGCGACGUGGAUGGAGCGCUUGGCGCAGCAGACAAUUCCAUUAACGGAGCAACAGGGGGUGAUGAAUUAAAAGCCGACGCAAUGGUCGAGUCAUCGUUUCUGUCUGAUCUAUUGCGCGAAAUUUUUUAUAGUCCCAUGAAUCUGGCAUUACUUGCUAUAAUUUGCUUUUUGGUAUACAAAAUCGUGAGAGACCGUACCGAAGUCCCCAGUGUGAGCGCACAGAGCUCAGUUGAACCUGCACUGCCGAAACUGCGACGAGAUUUUACAGUCCAAGAACUGCGUUCCUACGACGGAAAUCAACCAGAUGGUCGUGUAUUGGUAGCUGUCAAUGGGAACGUAUAUGAUGUUACUAAAGGAAAACGUUUCUAUGGGCCAGGAGGCCCCUACGCUACAUUUGCUGGACGAGAUGCUUCACGCAAUUUAGCCACGUUUAGCGUGGCGGCUAACGAAAAGGAUGACUAUGACGAUUUGAGCGACCUGAAUGCUAUGGAAAUGGACUCGGUAAACGAGUGGGAAAUGCAAUUUAAGGAAAAAUACGAGUUUGUGGGUAAGCUGUUGCGCAAGGGUGAACAACCAAGCAACUACGAUGAUGAUGAGGAAGACGAGAAUAUUUCAAGCAUUAGCGAUGUUAAAAAGCAAAACGAAAACAUAAAUAAUUCUAUCAGCGAUGGGCAACAAAAAAGUGAUGACUUGGAAAAAUUAAUUACUAAUGCUCCCGCAGAAGAUGCAACACUAAGACAGAGAGUCGUAACUGGAAGUCACAUUACACUAGGAGCAAGUUCCACAACAAAUAUUGCUGAUAGCGAAGCCAACUCCACCGAUUGUUAAUAAUACAAA
Scaptodrosophila lebanonensis is the source of this 1031-nucleotide messenger RNA. It is a transcript of the gene MSBP, whose product is annotated as membrane-associated progesterone receptor component 1. Gene Ontology annotation, cellular component: endomembrane system; membrane. NCBI's taxonomy places the organism in Eukaryota, Metazoa, Arthropoda, Insecta, Diptera, Drosophilidae. The transcript is spliced from 4 exons. Bases 156 to 1022 code for a protein of 288 amino acids. The record is from RefSeq and is a predicted model, not a curated record.